Molecule: messenger RNA, 1359 nt
Organism: Ogataea philodendri
Lineage: Eukaryota; Fungi; Ascomycota; Pichiomycetes; Pichiales; Pichiaceae
Exons: 2
Coding region: 1-1359 (452 amino acids)
Source: RefSeq, a predicted model, not a curated record
AUGUCGUCUUCUUGCAAGUUCGAGUACAUCUCCACAAGGGCGUCUCUGUUGGUCUCCUUAAUCUUCUGGUUCUCGGUGACCGGGUUCGAUUCGAUCUGUUCCAUGAUCUUGACACCAGAGUACCAUGCGUCACUCCACGUCGCUCUUCUUUGGAAGAGCUUCGUCAAUGUCGCUCAACGCAGCAAGCUUGUACUCGUUCGGACCGUAACUCAACGGAUGUUCGGCGUCGAAACUGCCGUACAGAAGCUGAGAAGCCUGGUUCAACCACGGAUACUCCGCAAGAUACUCCCAGUUCUGUUCUCUGAUGAUGUAGAACAAUCUCUUAUCGAGAUCACGCUCCAAAGAGCCGUCCAAGAUGUUCAUCAGUUCCUGACGAACACCGGUAUCGGACAGCUUAGUUCCCACCAGGAACGGAUGCUCCAUGCGGACAGUGAGCUCUGUUCCCGCCAGUGCAGAGUCUUUGAAGAUGUCAAUAAUGAUCUGGUAGAACGCUCUGGCAAGAUCAGAGUCGCCCUUCAUUUCAAAGAUCAUCAUCUUGGACAGAAUACCAGCGUUCUCCUUGGUCGUUGGGAACAGUUCGUUCUUAGCAAACACCCAUCCCCUUGCAAUAUCGACGAUACGCAUCAACAGGUCUUUAUCAACCGACCGAUCGAUCAGUUGGACCAACAGCGACAAAAAGAUCCGUCUUUGGUCUCCCAAUGCGGAAAUGCGCAUAGCAGAAAAUUGCAAGAUCUUCUUCAACAACUUGGUGGUCAUUUUGGCCUCGUAGUCUGUUUGGACUGCGCUUGGCUCUGUAGAGUUGUUGUUGAAAUGUCUGUUCUGACUGGCAAUAGCAAUGUGAUCUUUCACCAGCUUGCUCAAGGUUCUCAUGAUCAAUGGAAUCAGAGCAUUCUGGGCAUCGGGCCUGUAUUGGGAAAGCGUCCACGACAGAGUAACACCAGCAGCGACCGAGUUCAUGCUGUUGAGGUCCUCGGAAAUCACGUUCGUGUAGAAAGCAAGGAAAUUCUUCACUUCCUCAGGCUGUUCGUCCUCCGCAGACGGAACUUGGGUCUGGAUAGCUCCCAAAAUCAAGCCCAGCACUUUUUGCAACGCUUCCUGGAUAUCGUGGUUGUCGGAACGAAUACACUUCUCCAGCAGUUUCUGGAGGUACUCCAGGUUGGAAACGAUCCAUUCAGGCGAUUUCCACUCCAAUGCAACGCCCAAAACUUCAAGAGCGUUCAAACAGUAUCCCAACACGUUGCUUGUACUGAAAUCGGCGGCAACAAGGAACCGUUCAAAGAACGCAAGCUUGACCGUCACUUCUGGCCAAUAGUUUGGAGACAGCAGCACGUGCAAGAUGUUCAGAGCUCUUUGACCUAG